Molecule: messenger RNA, 978 nt
Organism: Penicillium cinerascens
Lineage: Eukaryota; Fungi; Ascomycota; Eurotiomycetes; Eurotiales; Aspergillaceae
Exons: 2
Coding region: 1-978 (325 amino acids)
Source: RefSeq, a predicted model, not a curated record
AUGGCAACCCUCGAACCAAGCAGCCCGAUAGCUCCCGCCUCUGUCCCGGACCCCGAGACAGGCGAGCUGAGCUCCACAGCAGAUGGACUCGCAGGUUCAGCUGUGACAUCCUGGUCGCAACGCCUGACCGAACUCGCACACCUUGCAUCAGCAUCGACAGGGGCCGUAUACGAGGACGAUGAAUCGGCGCAGGCGAUAACAUUCCAUCUGGAUGCGAUUGAGUCCAUACUUCGUGACCCGCGCCCGGCGCUGUCGCGUGAGGUAGCGAAGUGUCGGCCGGAUGUUGUUGUACACGGUAGAUCGGCUGUGUCGGACAGGUCUCGCGCGUCGAGUCCUUCCCCGUUACCAGCUCCUUCCAACCAACAUAGUGGAUCGCAUGUUGAGAAUGGGUUCGCUAAGACAGACAUGCUAGCGCAGCUGUCAACUCUAUUGACAGAAGUAAAUGGGCUGCAUACCCAGCUGGGAGACCGUCGCAGGGAGACCAGUGAAAUUUGCGAUUUGUAUGAGGAGCGGUGUCGCGGGUUAGAACGGACAGUGGCUGAGUUGGAGCUCGAAGUUGUGGAGUUGAAAACGAACCUAGUCGAAGACGCUGUCGAACUCGAAGGAAUUCAGGGAACGAUCCUCGGCCUCCAAGCAUGGAUAGAUGGUCUCCAAGCGCAGCAAACCAUACUUCGACGACAACGAUACCUUGCACAGCACAAGGCGCGACAGCAAUGGGGAAGUCGCCAAAGAAAUGGCAGCUACGAUGAUCUGGCAUCCGACGCACAGAUUGAUGAUGUCCUGGAAGGACUUGGCGCGUGGAUGCGUGGAUUGAGAGACGUGGAAGAGGGAUUUCAAUCUCGGGCGCGAGCAAGGCGAACAAGACGGGAUCGGAGACAGGAGAUGCUGGAGCAGGAAAUACCCCGAAGGGAUAAAACAGACGGAGUCGAUACAGAUGCCGGAUUAUGGAGUAGAGCUUUUCCAGCACAGCGUGUUUGA